UUUUUUUUUUUUUUUUUUUUUUUUUUUUUUAAGCCCUGACGUGGACUCUCUUGGUUCUAGUCUCCGAGUUUUUUCAGAAGGGACUGUCCGGUCUGAGAAGGCCAAGGGAGGGACACAUAGCAACUUCCGUUUCCUUCUAGGCCGCGGCCCGCCGCCCAGCGGAGUUGUUUUCCUGAUCCGGGCUCGGGCUGCCCCUCCUCUAGGACCCUCCCCUCGGGAACUGUCGCCUUCGGCUGUUAGGACUGGAGUGCUUGGCGUGGUGGGUACAGCUCUUGUGGGUUUCCUCUCCUCCCCUCCCCUCCCCUCCUUCUCUGCUCUUCUUUCCCUCCACCUCCUUCCUCCCUCCUCUUUUCCCCUCCUGCUCCUUCCCUCUCCCCCUCCCUCCUUUUCCUUCCCUCCUUUUCAACCCCCCUCCCGCCUGAGCUAGGUCUGCCUAGUUGGGCCGGAUGGCCGCGCCCGCCCGAGGGAUAUACAGCACUGGGCUCCUUGUCCAGGUUCCCGGGAUUGCCCCUCGAAGCCAUGGGGUAGGGUGGCUGGCUUCAAGCCUUCAGGUCAGCCUUCUUAAACUUCGUGAUACAAAGAUUGUUCCUUGACCAACAGAAGUUGAAAGCAAAAGUAACUUCAAUUAACAUCUGUAAAUAGAAUGUUUCUUCAGCUAUUCUCUUGCUGGCAGUUUUGGAAAAGGUGGACAAGUCCUAUUUUCAAGAGAAGAUGACUUUUAACGGUUUUGAAGGAUCUAAAACUUGUGUGCCUGCAGACUCCAAUAAGGAUGAAGAAUUUGUAGAAGAAUUUAAUAGAUUAAAAACAUUUGCUAACUUUCCAAGUAGUAGUCCUGUUUCAGCAUCAACACUGGCUCGAGCAGGGUUCCUUUAUACUGGUGAAGGAGAUACCGUGCAGUGCUUUAGUUGUCACGCAUCAGUAGAUAGGUGGCAAUAUGGAGACUCAGCUGUUGGAAGACACAGGAAGAUAUCCCCAAAUUGCAGAUUUAUCAAUGGCUUUUAUUUUGAAAACAGUGCUACACAGUCUACAAAUCCUGGUAUCCAAAAUAGCCAGUACACGGAUGAAAAUUUUGUGGGAAACAGAAAUCAUUUUGCUCUUGACAGGCCAUCUGAGACUCAUGCAGAUUAUCUUUUGAGAACUGGACAGGUUGUAGAUAUGUCAGACACCAUAUUCCCAAGGAACCCUGACAUGUGUAGUGAAGAAGCCAGAUUGAAGUCAUUUCACAACUGGCCAGACUAUGCCCAUUUAACGCCCAGAGAGUUAGCUAGUGCUGGACUCUACUACACAGGGAUUGAUGAUCAAGUGCAAUGUUUUUGUUGUGGUGGAAAACUGAAAAAUUGGGAACCCUGUGAUCGUGCCUGGUCAGAACACAGGAGACACUUUCCCAAUUGCUUCUUUGUUUUGGGCCGGAAUGUUAAUGUUCGAAGUGAAUCUGGUGUGAGUUCUGAAAGGAAUUUCCCAAAUUCGACAAAUUCUCUAAGAAAUCCAGCCAUGGCAGACUAUGAAGCACGGAUUGUUACUUUUGGAACAUGGAUAUACUCAGUUAACAAAGAGCAGCUUGCAAGAGCUGGAUUUUAUGCUUUAGGUGAAGGUGACAAAGUGAAGUGCUUUCACUGUGGAGGAGGGCUCACAGAUUGGAAGCCAAGUGAAGACCCUUGGGAACAGCAUGCGAAGUGGUAUCCAGGGUGUAAAUAUCUAUUGGAUGAGAAGGGGCAAGAAUAUAUAAAUAAUGUUCAUUUAACCAAUUCUCUUGGAGAAUCUUCGGUAAGAACUGCUGAAAAAACACCAUCACUAACUAAAAGAAUCGAUGAUACCAUCUUCCAGAAUCCUAUGGUGCAAGAAGCAAUACGAAUGGGAUUCAGUUUCAAGGACAUUAAGAAAACAAUGGAAAAAAAAAUCCAAACAUCUGGGAGCAGCUAUCUAUCACUUGAGGUUCUGAUUGCAGAUCUUGUGAGUGCUCAGAAAGAUAAUGCACAGGAUGAGUCAAGUCAGCCUUCAUUGCAGAAAGACAUUAGUACUGAAGAGCAGCUAAGACGACUACAAGAGGAGAAGCUGUGCAAAAUCUGUAUGGAUAGAAAUAUUGCUGUAGUUUUCGUUCCUUGUGGACAUCUGGUCACUUGUAAACAAUGUGCUGAAGCAGUUGACAAAUGUCCCAUGUGCUACACAAUCAUUACAUUCAAGCAAAAAAUUUUUAUGUCUUAAUCCAGCACCACAGUAGGCAUGUUAUGUUCUUCUUACCCUAAUUGAGUGUGUGAUGUGAGCGAACUUUAAGUAAUCAGUAUUGCAUUCUAUUAGCAUCUGCUCCCAAAUGGAAACAAAUGUUAACAUCACUGUUUCAGUCUAAACUUUGUAUUUCUGGAUCUUUCAGUUUAUUAGCUGUAUUAUUUAUCCAAUUUUUUACUCAACUGAAACCUUAGACAAAGAACCUUUUUAUAACUUCUCACAAUCUAUGUUUGUAGUACACUGACUUGAUUUCUAUAUGUAAGUGUAAUUAAUCACCUGCAUUUUCCAUUCCUUUCAGACAAACUUAACAAAUGCAGUGUUCUAUAUAAGCAGAGAGAUUUGAGUUAAUCUGUCCAAUCACUUAAUUUGCUUAUUGUGAACAGGACAUGAACUGUUCCACACUGGUGGGAGGAUAAACAUUCUUUUAUAGAUGUUUGUCUCUGUAUUUUAAGAUUCUAUCCACUUUCUUUUGGAAUUAUAAAUGUGCUUGUAUGAAUGAUUUUUAAGUGAUUUUGCCAUCUCCCAAAAGAUAAUUUAAUAGUAGACUACCAUCUAACCAGCAUGUACUGACAUAGAAAGGCAGCAAAGAUAACAUAAGUAUAAAAUACAAAUGGCAAAAUACUAUGUAUAGUUUGAGCCAAAUCAAGGUGUGUAUAUUUUAUAUCUGUAUAGGACAGAAAGAUUUGGAAAGAUAUGCAUCACACACCUAAAUGUAUUUUUUUUUCUUGAGGGGGUGGGGCAUGGGUCUUAUAGGAGCCUUUCACUUUUUUUCAUUUUGUUCUGUUUGAAGUUUUAUAGGUAUGUAUUACUUUUAUAAUCAGAACUUUUAGGAAAUAUUUUACUGAUUUAAAGGCUUAGGCAUGUUCAAACGUCUGCAAAACUACUUAUCACUCAGUUUUAGUUUUUCUAAUCCAAGAAGGCAGGCCAUUUAACUUUUCUGGUGCCAAUGUGAAGUUUAAAUGUUUUUGUUUUACCUGCUUUGUGGAUGGGAAAUAUCUUUGAGUGGUAGUUUUCUGACAGGUAGACCAUGUCUUAUCUUGUUGCAAAAUAAAUAUUUCUGAUUUUGUAAAAUGAAAUAUAAAAUAUGUCUCAGAUCUUCCAAUUAAUUAGUAAGGAUUCAUCCUUAAUCCUUGCUAGUUUAAGCCUGCCUAAGUCACUUUACUAAAAAUGAUCUUUGUUAACCCAGUAUUUUAAACAUCUGUCUGCUUAUGUAGAUAAAAGUAGAAGCAUGUUUAUAUACUGCUUGUAGUUUUAGUGUCAGCUGUCCACGUCUCAUGUUAUUUUGGUCCUAAAAGUUUCAUGUAGUUUUUACUGUUAGGAUGAUUAAAGUGUAUAUAGUACAAAGUGCUAAGUCUUUGUUUUGUUUGUUUUCUUGACUAGUAAUGGUAGUAAAAAUAUUAAAAAUAUUUUCUCAAGAUCCUUAAAACCUCUUGGAAAUUGUAACAUACUGACAAAAGCAGUUGUUUAAAUACUUUUAACAACUUAGGUAACAAUCAAUAUGAAAAAAAAAAUCAAAAGCUGAAAUGCUUUGUAGAACACAGGAUUUACCUUAAAUGGUUAUCCUGAUAGACCUGUUGUAGAUACUGGUCUAUUUUACUACAGAAGAGAACAGUUCGAGAGUGAAACUGUUACAAUUUAGAUUUUUUGUUGUAUUUUCUAAGAGAAAGAGUAUUGUUAGAUUUUCCUAACCUCUGUUGACUGCUAUGGUAAGUGAUGUUAUUUUAAUUGCAAAUUUAAGUAGAAAUUAACAGAAUUAAGUAAAUAACUGCCUGUUUAAUCUACUUCUUAGCUAAGGAUUCAAGGACUGAAUUAUUUUCAUAUAAGGCUUUUCCUCUUCUGAGAGCCUUAGUUCAUUAAAACUCUUAAAAUCUGUGUGCUCAGAGUUAAGCAAGACCUCUUUUUUUUUUUUCUUCAUGAGUUGCAAAAUUGAAUUCAUGAAGCUGAUGUGGCUAACAAGUUUAUUUUAGGAAUUGUUUAGAAAAUGCUGUUGAUUGGGGUUCUUAAAAUCACAGCACUACAACUCUAAUCAAAAGGUUGGAGACUUACCAGAGUUGGUCUGAGAUCACACUUUAAAAACAAAACAACAAAAAACACUGGAUCCUUUCAAAUACAGUUGUGCAAAAAUUGGUCACUUGGAAGGUCAAAAUAUAAGCAGAUCCAAAUCACCACAUCGGAGAGUUGUAUCUGUGUAUUGAUGCUCUUUUUCUAUAUAAAGCUUACUCUAGGAUUUUGACGUGACCACCUCUUUUUACUACAUAUUGGUCAUGUGAAAUUUGAAGUUAUUUUGUAAUAAAUAGUUAAUUUCAUUUGUAGUUUACUGUGUUAAUCAAAAUUUUUGUGAAAGUGUUUAGUGUUUUGUGAAGAUGUUUUGUGAAAGUUAUUUAUCAAAUAAACUGUUUAUUUGAUAAAUGGCUUAGUAGUAUUCUCUUUCCUCUUAGAUGUUUGCCUCUUCCUUUAAUUAGGGUUAGAGGUAUAAGAUGAGUGUAGUAAGUGAUUAUAAUGUGAUUUAGCUGUGUUGUUAAGAUAUUUUGUUGUUUUUUUAUUUAAAAUGUUUUUUGUUUUAUUUUAGUAGGUAAAAUUUCUAUUUUGAGCUCUCUGAAUGGAAACUGCCACCCUAGCCUUAGCUGCAUGUAUUGUUCCCAUUAGACCUAAAUCAUUGUUUUAUUUCUGAUUACCUAGAUGUUGAAUAAGAGAAGAGGAGAAAUGAAAUAAAUUGUAUGUAAUUGCUGUUAGAGAUAUAAGAAAAUGGAGAAAUAAUUCAACAGAUACCAUUUUAGUCAGAUCUCUCUUUUUUUUUAAGGUAGCCAUCAGUGAAGAAAGGAGCUAGCCAAAUAGGCCUGACAACCUGAGUUCAGAUCCCCAGAACCCACAUAAAAGCUGAGUGCACUAGCCCAAGUAUCUGUAAUCCCAGAAUGCCAACAUAAAACAGGAAAUGGAUAGGAGAAUGUUGUGAAGCUUGGGGUCAACUAAUUUAGCUUAUGUAUUAUGGUAGAGACAACAUAUUAAACAAGGUGGGAAGGUGAAGGCCCACCAACACCCAAAGAUUAUCCUCUGCCUCUGCACAUCUACCAUGGCAGACAGCCACCUACACUCAGACACACAUACAAAAGAGAGAAAAAGAAAACAGCAAAGAUAACUCAGUCAUUAAGAGUACUUGCUGCUUUUUCAGAGAACCAAGUUUCAGUUUCUAACACCCAUAUGGUGGCUCACAACUGCAUGUAACUCCAACGCUGGUACCCUCUUAAGGACCGUAUGGGCAGCCUGCAUCUGUAUACACAUAUACUAUCAUACACGCAUACACAUAAAAAUCCAUAGAGCUUAAACAGAAGUCUUAGGUUAACAUUUACUCGCUAUUACUCAUUUCUCUGGAUGCUUCUUAUGAAAAGCUAUAAAUUGCAAUGAAUAAAUAUUUAAGUUCUUUUUUCAAAAACUAGAAAAAUAUUCUUAUUAAGUUCAGUUGAGUUUUCCUAAUAGAAGCAGUCAUCUUAUUCCCAUCUUAAUAUUUCAAUUUGGCUCUGAAACAUUUAACACAAUGUAUAACUUUCAUCUUUAUACAAUAAGGUCUCAGACUAUCAGAGAAAGAAAUGACCUUAGAGAGUUGCUUAUCUGCACCACCACCACCUGCAUUUUAUCGUUGAAGCAGCUGCUCAAAGGAGAGGUCAUUUGUUCAAAGUUAUAUAGCUAAUUAGUGAUAGAUCCCUUACUAGGGCAUAGUUUGAAGUUGAAAAACCUCAUCGUACCAGCUACUUGUCUGGAAAGUCUCAGAUGUUUAAUUUUUAGCUGUUCAUUCCAUUGUGCUCUAAUUUUCACUGCACAUUGACUGGUGCUUUUAUAAUUGAUACAGUAGGACAACCUCUGAUACUUUGAAAUUAAACAAUAUGACAUUAAUGCUUGAGUGGUGAAGUUGUGUUUUGGAGGCUGAAGUUUGUAGAUGUGAGUGAGUACAGAUGUUUGGUAUUUACUAUGUGCUUAUGUAUUGUUAAUGUAGCAUUUACGAUUCCUGUGUAAGUGUAUUUUAUCACUGUCUAUACCAAUAAACUUGCAUUGUUAAUUUGAUGUAAUAAUUGCUUUAGUGUAAUUUCUGGGGUUUUUUUUGCAUUUUUUUGUUAUUAUAUUUCACCUGAAAGAAGGACCAAUUAAAAAAAAAGGACCAAUUCUAUGGUCAUUAUGUUAGUGUUGUGAAUAAUUAUGUAAAGCAUUCUGGGGCAGAAUAUUAUAUUUGUGAAUGUCAUUUUAUGGCUUCUUUUUUCAUGUAAUUUCCUUUCAUAAUGGAAAUUUAUGAAAAUUGUUUUCUGCUCUAUAAUCUGGCAUUUGUUGUAGAUUAAAGCAUAUUUUUCUGUGAAUAAGACUUAUUCAAUAAAUCACUAUUCUUUAAAAUGA
Molecule: messenger RNA, 6603 nt
Organism: Meriones unguiculatus (Mongolian gerbil)
Lineage: Eukaryota; Metazoa; Chordata; Mammalia; Rodentia; Muridae
Gene: Xiap
Product: X-linked inhibitor of apoptosis
Exons: 8
Coding region: 712-2202 (496 amino acids)
Cellular component (GO): nucleus; cytoplasm
Source: RefSeq, a predicted model, not a curated record